Sphaerodactylus townsendi is the source of this 4476-nucleotide messenger RNA. Its product is annotated as 5'-3' exoribonuclease 1-like. The record is from RefSeq and is a predicted model, not a curated record. The transcript has 13 exons. Lineage: Eukaryota; Metazoa; Chordata; Lepidosauria; Squamata; Sphaerodactylidae. The coding region runs from base 604 to 1623 and encodes 339 amino acids.
AAUGGACGGCAGCAAAAUAGUCUGAAGUCUGAAAAUCCGAACCCCAGUUCUGUCCAGAAAGGAGCAUAUUUAGGUGGCAAUCAGAAAUACAAAGCUCACAGUAAACAAGAUGAUGAAUUUUGCAGCAUUUGGCAAUCAUUGCAAGGCUCUGGAAAGUCUCAGCCUUCCCAGCAAAAUAGACAUGAGAAGGGUGGAAUUGUGCCUCAGUAUAUAAAGUUAAAUGCAGGUGGCCAGUUUUGUAAACCAGGCUUCAAUGAGAGUAGCUUCAAAGGCCAGCAAAGAAAACAAGAGUCGUUUAAAAAGUCCAAAGAAGAUACAAAAGGUCCAAGAAAUGAAGAUCAAUCACAUAAAAUAAUAAAUAAACCAAAUUUUCCAGGUGCUAAUAAAUGUAAUGUGAAGCUUUUAAAGAGAAAUGAAGGUCCAAAUAUACCAGUAGAACAAAAGCCUGCUGUUGAUAGUGCCAAUAUAAAUGAGAAGGUACAAAAUGGGUCUGAACUCGAAAAUCUUUUGGCAUCUUUGAAAAUUUCCAAAGAAAAUGAAGUGCAAUCAACUUAUUCCAAGGAGUCAGUACAUGAAGAGCAUCUGUCUCCUCAGUCUUUUGCUAUGAAAGGAACCCAAAUGCUCAAAGAAAUUUUGAAGAUAGAUAGUUCUGACACAGCAGAAACUAAGCCAGUGAUUAAUGAAACUUCUACUUGUAAGCAGGAUUCUUAUGGACCUGCCUCACAACACAGACAUACAAAAAAGAUGGCUGCGUUCAUGAACAAAUCCCCAAUCUCAGGAGGGCCUCAGAACACACAAGCCAUGGAAGCUGGAGGCCACCCUCUUUUUGGACCACCAGGCUCAUUAUCUACACCAGUGUCUGAGCUUUCUCGUAUCUGUUCUCUUGUUGGAAUGUUGCAACCGGAGUUCUCAUUCCUCAGAACUGUACAGACAAUGACAGUUUGUCAGGUAAAGCUGUCAAAUGGUUUAUUAAUACAUGGACCUCAGUGUCAUUCUGAAAAAGAAGCCAAAGAGAAAGCUGCGCUUUUUGCUUUACAGCAGUUGAGCUCUAUUGGGAUGAACUUCCCUUUGCCUCCACCUCCAGUAUUUCCAAACUACCAACAGAUGGGAGCCCUUGUGCCACCUGGAUCCAUUCCUCCAGUCUUCACUCAGCAUGCUGCUAAUAUGUUUCCUUCACCACCUCACGCAUUUGGCCCAGUGCCAUGGGCAGCACCAGUACCUGUUCAUGGCAAAGCUUACUAUCCUGGCUCAUGUCCUAGCAAUAUGCCACUAGCAGGAACAGUUCCAGUUGGCACACACAACCAGUUUAUACCUUUGCAGGUAACUAAAAAAAGGGCUGCUAGCAAGAUGCAUUUUGAUUCUAAGGACUUCUCAGGUACAGUUCAAGAUGUGCAAUUAAAGAAUGAACAUCCAGUGUCUUCUGACACCACAAAACUGAAUCCACAGGAUGCUUCUUCAGACCCUUUAAGAUGUCCUCAAGCUGCUCAACCCAUAGUUUUUCAAGAGAAAAUGGCUUCUGCAAGUCCCAGUGCAUCUCAUAAAAAAUCAACACCAAAUGUUUCCAUCAAGCGAAAGCCGAGAAAAUUGGCUGUCAAUUUUGGGGUAUCCAAAUCUUCAGGAUAAGUGUGGAAGAUGGAUGGUUUUAUUUUUCUCUUUUCCUCAGUGCUAUAAAACCAGUAAAUACUAUAAGUUUUAGGCAUAAUUGUUUGAAGGGGAUUUUAAUUGUUUAUCUUUACUGUCAAUUACAGGUUUUUUUAAAGUAUGUUUGUCACAGAGCUUAAUUGGCAUGAUAAAAACCAGGAAACUCUGAAUUAAGAUCACUAUCCAUUGUGCCUAAGUCUCUAAAAAGUGGCUUUCAUGUACUAUCCCAGGAGAGGAGCAAUAAUAUUGGGGUGGCAGUCCUAACUCAGAAUUGCCUCCUUUUAACCAAGAGAUGAAAGGCUUAAGUUCAUAUUUAGCAUGCUUGUUUAUAUUUUGUCUCCUUUUUAAUGAUUAUGUCAUAACUUCUAAAAAGUAAUUUAUUUAAAUCCAGCCUGCAUAUUUUGUUUCUUUAUAUUGAGGUCCCUUGACCUGAUGCUGUUGGAAUAGAGUUUAACUAUUGUGGCGCUGCCAGGUUUGCUUUAUGUAGAUUCAUUGUAGGAGUUAAGCCAAAGCAGCAUAAGAGCCAAGUGCACUGCCUAGAAUUAUUGUAAUAGUAAAUCCAAACUAAAAUGACACCGUGAAUGAAUCCUUGACAGAGAAAAGCAGAGUAAAUGCUUCAGAGAUUAUUUAUAUAAUAGUAUAAAUGUGAAUGUUAAGAGGUACCCACAUCUUUUACAAGUUGUGAUGGCAAAGGUUGCCAGUUAACCAUCACAUGGUUUCCAACGCAGGCGGAGAAUGGUCCCGAAAAUAAAAAAUUAUUUCAAAGGCGCUAGUACUUUGUUCGGUAACAAUAUAUAUAUAUACACAUUGAAUCUGUUCUGUACAACCAUGACUCCUAAAAUAAUUUUUAUAAGUGAUCUUCUCUCUUAUUCAAAGUUAGUGUGUGUCUUUAAGCUAGUAGGUUUAAAUUUUACAAUUUUCUUAGGAAGAUGGCAUUCUAUGACUCAACCCCUGUUUUGGUUCUGCUGUGCUGUUUUCCUGUAAUAUAAUGUUUUACAUCACCAUCCAUGCUUUGUAUUCUGGAGAGGUAAAAUAUUAAGGUGAUGAUUUUACCAGCAAACUAAAUGCUUAAAGAAUCACAAUUUUAUUUUUUAGCCAGAGCAAUCAAGUAUUCUUCUUUGAUAUUGGCAGGUAGGCCCCCUCAUUCCAUAUAUCACAUCUUACUUUUUUCAAGCAAAGAUUAAUCUCCAUGUGGAGAAGAUCCCUAUGAGUGUGUCUUUAUCUUGGGAUAAUUUGUGUAGCGCAUAAGCAUCCCAAUGGGUGAAUACAAAGCAAAAAAGAUAUUAACACCAUUUCAUUGGAAGAUAAAAGGGAGGUUCUUUUUCAAAUAUGCAGAUUAAUUUUUAUAUCAUAAAAACUUCAAUCAUUCUUAGUUAAAACUAAGGUGCAUUGCAAUAGAGGAAUUGACCAUCCACCACUUAGUACAUAAUCCUUAGCCAAAGUAAUAAAUCCUUGAAUCCCACUGAUUUAAGUUAUAGCGCCAAAGUACGUUCUUAAUGCUGUCGUGGAAAUUAAUGGGAUGAAAAGGCAUGUAAGCUGGUUGGAUCCUUGUAGAGUGAUCAGCCCCCAGGUGGAUCCAGAUCUAUUCCAUCCUCAGCGGGAGGUGGGGGGGGGGGGGGGUUUCAAAAUGGCCAUUGUGGUGACAAAAACCAGGGAAAACCUGGAAGUAAUGUUAUGCCCCUAUAGCAGUAUCCAGAACAUAAUGGUAAACCCAUAGAGAGGAAUUAUUGAAAACUUUUCCAGCCGCUCUUAUUGAGUUGUGACAUGAUUUCCAGGUUUUCCCCAGAAGUGGCAUCUUACUGUCACCAAUGGCCACCCCCGUGCUCCCCCAGACUUCCACUGGUUGCCAGGCUACACCUGAUAAACCUAAGCCUAUUUCCAUUCACCAGCUCUAAACAAGUGGCAUAGUACAUUAAUUAGUGUAGUUUAAAUUCAUUUUCUCAAUUAGUCCUCCAGAUUUUUUUCAGGCAUCUAGACAACAUAAUCUCAUGAAGAAACUAUUUUGUUUACUCAUACAUUGUUUAGUAGUUUAUCAGUUUUCACUGGUUGGCAUGCCUAGGGACAUAAUUUUAAUCCAGGAGUAGAAAUUUGUUAUAUACUAAAUGUCCUAAAUUUAUUAUAGCCUCUUCUGUCAGCACGCUAGUAAUGGAGACACCUAAAGGAGAGAUUAUGAAAGGUAACUAUCUGAAAACCAGCAAAAUCAUCAUUUUAUCUGUUUUAUCAGCUGUUUUCACAUUAGGACCUCAAGUAUCCAUCUGGUUCCUUUCUAUACUCUGUUAUAUGUAUUUCACAGAUUAUUUUCUCUGUUCAUCUCAGAUUCAGUAUUAUUUUCCGUAUGUGCGGUGCUGAGUUUUUAGAUAUAUAGUCUAUAAUAAAUAAUUGACUUCUGGCAUUUCAUUCACAAUUUCAGCUGUUUUUUUUUUUAAAUAAAGGUAUAUUGCUCAUUUCUCUCAAAGUGUAUUUUGUAAAUGCUGGAAUUUUUCAUUAAAAUCUUGUACAGAGCAGUAUUUUAUUAAAAUCUGAAAGGGAAGACUUUUAUGUGCAAAUUUUAUAGUUUCUUUUUUAAAAAGAACUUUGUUUAUCUGCUAAAUGCAAUGUUUCAAAUUGGCAACUGAAUUAAUAUGGGAGUGUAUUUUUGUGUUUAGUGUUGUGCAUUUUCAGAAUUAUAGCAUGUAAUUAUGCAAAAUACUGUGCAAAGGUAUUUUAAAAUAUGAAUGUAAAAUAUAUACUGAAGGAAUAAAUAAUAUGAAUCAAGUAUUAUGUAUUAGUUUAACACAAUAAUUUUUGUAACUAACUUGGUUUGUCUGCUUAGAUAAAAAAAGAUGCAAACUAAAA